AUUCGAAUAAGCACUCCGGGGCGCUUAUUGUUCAGAUGGGUUUUUGAGGAGCCAGUGUUUACCGGUAAAUGUAGUCUACUAUGCAUAAUUAAUGCAUCUUAUAAUUUCCAAAAUGGUUGGGGAGGUUGGUCUCAAGAAUCUGGUGACGAUUUUGAUUGGACACGAAUAUACGGUUCUACAUCAUCGUCUAACACUGGACCAACAAACGGUCAUUCAGGUUAUAGCCAGGAUUAUUAUGUAUAUAUUGAAACUACUUCUGUAUCUACUGGUGAGUCAGCUCGUCUACAGAGUCCAUUGCUACCAGUGACGCGAAGUUACAGUUUAGAGUUUUACUACCAUAUGUACGGAGCUGCAAUGGGAACUCUCAAGGUUUACAGAAAGUCCACCAACGGUUAUACUUCUCUGUGGACAAGAUCUGGUAACCAAGGGAAUUCGUGGCAUUAUGCAAAAGUAUACUUCCAGCGUUAUGGAAAUAGCAAUAACUACGUCGUAUUCGAAGGCACUGAUGGAAACUCGUUUACAGGGGACAUAGCAAUUGAUGACAUCAACAUCAAUGUUGAAGGAACUAACUUCCAAAAUGAUUGGGGAGGUUGGUCUCAAGAAUCUGGGGACAAUUUCGAUUGGACACGAACAUACGGUUCCACACCAUCAACUGGCACUGGACCAACAAGCGGUCAUUCAGGUUAUAGCCGUGAGUAGGCCUACAUGUAGGGCCCCUCGGGGAGAGCUUCCUUCCCCUCCCCCCCCCCCCCCCUUGUCGGGGAGAAAAAGCACAA
Messenger RNA from Anneissia japonica, 776 nucleotides. RefSeq names its product MAM and LDL-receptor class A domain-containing protein 1-like. The transcript has 4 exons. The annotation marks the transcript as partial. NCBI's taxonomy places the organism in Eukaryota, Metazoa, Echinodermata, Crinoidea, Comatulida, Comatulidae. The record is from RefSeq and is a predicted model, not a curated record. Gene Ontology annotation, cellular component: membrane.